AUGAUUAAUAUUUUUUUACGGUCAACAGGUGAACGGUUCACAUUAAGAACAAUUAGUUUCAACACAAAAGUUCGAGAAUUGAAAAUUAUUCUUGAAAUUAUAUGUGGAAUACCUGCACAUCUCCAGUGGCUAUACUAUUUAGAUGAAAGUAAUUUACUCGAUGGACAAAAACUGAAAUAUUACGAUCCCGUACCAAAUUGUACAUUUGUACUUGAUGUAUGGUUUAUCUACGAGCCAAUUGUGCAAGCUGUUGUAGCUAACGAUGAAGCAAAACUUUUUCAACUCGGUGUUUUGCCCAAUGUUCCAUUUUCAUCCGCAAUUGCAGAUAAUCUCUCUCGUGGAGAUAGAGAAGCAUAUAUUCGAGAGCGAGGUAGUAUUGCCUUGUUUACAGCUGCACAUCGUAAACGGAUUGAUAUAGUACGUCGAUUAUGCGAAAAUAAUGUUGGUAUUAAUUAUCAGACGGCAGCAGGACGUACUCCAUUAAUGGUCGCAGUUGCUCGUGCUUCACUGCGGGAAAUGGAAGCACUUUUAGAUCAUGGUGCUCGGCUUGAUAUAAGAGAUGCAUUUGGGCAAACAGCGGAAACGUUUGCAGAAAUUUUCAAUCAAGUGCAAAGUCGGCGAACGAUCAUCAAAUUCAAAUGGAAGAAACGAAACGAAAAAUCGAUGAUCCGUGAGCGAGAAGAAAAGAUCGCUCUCAAACAGCAGGGUACAGAAGCUGAACAAGCAUUAGAAAAAUCGAAUCAGCAGCGAGAAGCUCGACUCGUACAAUUAGAAAGUCAACGAAAGAAAAGACAAGAACUGCUAGCUGCUCAACAAGCACGAUUAGGCAAAAAGAAAAAUUCUCAAAAACAAGCAAUAGAUCUGUCAUCGACUAUACAAUCAGAAACCAAGGAAAAAGAUCCGGAAUCAGAAAGUCUUGAUCGAUCUCCUGAGUACACAUCAUUCGAAGAUUCAUCACCGACAAUUACGCGACGAUCCAAUAUACCUACACAGAAACUAUUCGCACAUCAAUUCUAUGAUGUCUAUGCCGGUAUGACUGAUGAAGAGUGGGUCAAAAUACGAAAUGCAUUCGUUGCGCAAUAUUUUUCUGAAUAA
Molecule: messenger RNA, 1095 nt
Organism: Adineta ricciae
Lineage: Eukaryota; Metazoa; Rotifera; Eurotatoria; Adinetida; Adinetidae
Source: the annotation of a GenBank genome assembly